Molecule: messenger RNA, 812 nt
Organism: Fragaria vesca subsp. vesca
Lineage: Eukaryota; Viridiplantae; Streptophyta; Magnoliopsida; Rosales; Rosaceae
Product: U11/U12 small nuclear ribonucleoprotein 25 kDa protein-like
Exons: 4
Coding region: 33-566 (177 amino acids)
Cellular component (GO): cytoplasm
Molecular function (GO): protein binding; glutathione binding; glutathione transferase activity
Source: RefSeq, a predicted model, not a curated record
CUGAACCCAAAUCCAUUCACAGCAUCUCUGCCAUGUCCGAGACUACAACGACGACGGGAGAAGUUAGCAUUAGCUUGGAAGGGUACAAGGAACACAACAUAAAGAAAGCAAGGUUACAGUCGACGCUGGCCGCUCUUUUGGACGAUCCCAUACUUUCCGACGUCCCCAAAAAACCGAGCUUAUCGGAUGUCGACACUCUCCUCAACCUCGAAUUCGGCAGCGCUAUGCGCAUCAAUGUUCUCAAGCUCGACGGCACCUCUUUCGAUGUGGCGUUGAUGAACUCUGGUACGGUCAAGGAUCUCAAGCUUGCGAUUAAAAAGAAAGUUAAUGAAAUGGAGCAGUCCAAGAUGGGUCACCGCCACAUUUCAUGGAAGCAUGUGUGGCGGAACUUUUGCCUGUCAUACGGCAAUGAGAAGUUACUGGAUGACAAUGCUGCAGUUGAGGAGUACGGCAUUCGCAACAAAGAUCGGGUGCGCUUUGUUCCUUGUGUUGCGUCCAAGGGUUCUCGGAGGCAUUCAAAGAGGAGGAGACAUCGCUUCUUUCAUGGUCUUAGCAAGCGAAUGUGAUCUUGAGGUUCUUGUAUCUCUGUCUGCUUUCCUUGUCUAUGGAUUUUUCAUUUUUGAAUGUGGAAUGUAAUCUCAGUUGGCCAUUGCUAUCAUUAUACCAAUUCUUGUGAGAUAUAUCAAUGCCUAGAUUGUGUAGAAUCUUUGUCAAAUCUACUAUAUUACUAUGAAUACUGCAAAUCUAUUAUCUCUGUUCUGUUGCAUUACAGAUUCUAUUCAAAUAAUAAAUAAGUGAAACACAUUUUUUGC